CAGCUGUUCAGAAAGCUAGAACUGCGAUUUCCCUCCUACAAUGCUGCAGCCAGGGGGAUGGUGUAGGAACAGACACAUCCAUCUCUAGCGAUGGUGCCUCAGCCUUUGGCUGCUGGCGGAAGCAGAGAGAUGCAGAAGCGCAGGAGGGCACCCAUAAGAUGUACUACAGGUUUUUGAGCAAGUAAGAUGGAGUUCACUGUAGAGGAAGCUGCAUUUCCACUGAAUACCUCCAGCAAUCAAUCUUUAUUUGGCACAGGCCACAGCUCGGAGGCGCUACCUAGAAGCCUCUCGCAGACAAGCGCGAGUCAUGAUGACCUUGAGCAAGACAGGACAGUACUAAAGACUUUUUCAGGCAAUUCAUCAUCUCUGUAUGGUGAUUUAGCACCUCGCCGUGAGUACAGAGCUACACAAAGGUCUUUGCAUCCCAGAUUUUGCACAAGCCAAGCAACGGAACUGGCUUUGAAGAAGCAAAGCUUUCAGGAGCAGUACUGGACAUGUGCAAUUCCGGACUCCCCUCCUCCAUGCCCGGAUCGUACUUCUCCUCAAUGGGACCCAAAUAAAGAGUAUCAGGACCUUCUGGACUAUACAUACCCAUUAAACCCAAAGUACUUUAUUUAUAAAGAUAGCGAGGAGAGUGACACAGAUCCAUUUUUCCAUGAUUCUGGAAUAGAUCUGGAUAGUUACAACAUUUCCUAUUACACUAAGGUGCAUUCUCCCCGCUCACAGUAUCAAAAGCAACCUGAAGUAAAAAGUAACACAUACUCAAGGUUCAAUCACUUGAGUUCACCCUGUGCUUACUCCACCCCUUUGUUUAAGAAAGCCAGGUACCGAAAUUUGCGGAAGGACUCUGAAUCCUCCAACGAAGCAUCUUUUGAAGAGCUGUCUCCCUGUACUAGCAAAGGGGACCUUCACAAGGAACCAUCAGAUGCUGAAGAUAUUUUAAAAGAGAAACGACGCAGUUCGAGCCAGUUUAUACCGACAACGCAAAUCCUUCAGCUUAACCCGGAAUUGGAAAGUGACGAGGAAUUUCUUUCCUUACCCCCACACCUCAAAGAAAUAGAAAAUCUUGCCACUCAUUUGAAAGACUUGUCUUUAAAUAUAAAACAGACAGGUGCACAAGGAAAAGCUGAAAGGCAACCGUGGUUUUCAUAUGGACCAGAGGUAGAAGUAAAGGGAAUCAAGGAAAGAAUAGGAAGUGAAGAUGUAACACUCAGCCAGCCAUCAUACUUACAGUCAGACCUGGAAGGUAGUAAAUUAAAUAACCUUAAACAUGGCGACUCAGGGACAUCGUUCAAUAAGUUCUUCUCACUGAGAGAUAUGCUAGAUGGGGGCGAGUCUUCAUCUUCCUUGGAAUUCGGUGGAUCUUCAUUUGUGCCAAAAGUCCAUGGAACCCGAUCACUAGUUCAUAUUAUUCAGGGAUUUUGCCAACACCUUGACCAACUCAUUCAGUGGCUGUACAGCUUUGCAGAACUAUCAGACAACUGGGUCGAGCCUAAGCCUAACGUGGAAAGCAUCCAGCUGUCUCUGAGCCUUUACCUGAAACUGAAGAAGACCAUAUCAGAGCACCAGUUGCUGGCAGACACAGUCAUGAAGGAUGGAGAACUCCUGCUUAAACACCUGUCUCUUAAUUCCUCCGUGCUGAAGGACACCCUGGCGUUAAUUUCUAAACAACGGGGAGAGCUGGAUAGACAAGUGGAACGCCUGUAUGCCUCGGUGCUGGAAGCUAUGGAGACCAUCUCUGAUGACAGCCUGGGGAGGACUAGUAACCUAAAACAGUGCGUUUCCUUGGAGAUGGAAUCAAAUUAGGAUAGCCUGGAGAGAGUACUUGCACCGACACUACCACGGCUCCCUUAUUUAUCCUGUAGGAAUCACUCCAGCAGUUGCCUUAUGCCAGAUCGACAUGUACAGAUCACAAAACACAAGCUGUUGACUUCCCAAAAAAAACAAGCAGUAUUUCCCUCAAAAUACAAAAGCAAUUUAAGUGUUAUUUUACUCUCUAUGUUGUAUUGUAUUGUAUUAUACAGAUUCCUGGCUGUUACACAGGUCAAGCCCAGUGUUUUUAGCACUCAUUCAAUCAUAUGUGUUAUUGCUGUAUAAUUUGAUACUUUCAGGGGUUGUUUUUUUAUGUUUAUUUGUAUUCACAUUUGUGUAUGGAUUGUAUAUGGGAUUUUUAAAUGGAAUUCAUACCAAACUAGUUUAUUGUGUUUCAUAUACACCCUUGGUUAUCAAAAGAACAGCUAUGGGCAUUUGCAAAGGAACCUGGGUUUCUAAAGCUGGUCACACAUACCGAUAUACCUCAUAUAUCUAUUCAGUUUCAAUCAUAACAUAUGGGUAGGUUUAAUCAGCUGAUGGACUAAGCCUGUGUAUAUGAUUGGGGGGUGGGUGCUUUUGAGUAAAAAUUUUUGGGCAGAUUAAAGAAAGUAUGAGGUAAAUUACAGACAUAAUUAGGCCUAAAUGAGGUCCUUUCACUGACCAUAAGGCUAAGAUUGAGAAUAUUAAAUACUGAAUGGACAUCUGUA
Xenopus tropicalis (tropical clawed frog) is the source of this 2519-nucleotide messenger RNA. It is a transcript of the gene cep68, whose product is annotated as centrosomal protein 68kDa. The record is from RefSeq and is a predicted model, not a curated record. NCBI's taxonomy places the organism in Eukaryota, Metazoa, Chordata, Amphibia, Anura, Pipidae. Gene Ontology annotation, cellular component: endomembrane system. The transcript is spliced from 6 exons. The coding region runs from base 187 to 1806 and encodes 539 amino acids.